This is a messenger RNA of Exophiala bonariae, 555 nucleotides long. RefSeq lists its product as uncharacterized. The record is from RefSeq and is a predicted model, not a curated record. The transcript has 2 exons. The coding region runs from base 1 to 555 and encodes 184 amino acids. Gene Ontology annotation, molecular function: monooxygenase activity; iron ion binding; heme binding. Lineage: Eukaryota; Fungi; Ascomycota; Eurotiomycetes; Chaetothyriales; Herpotrichiellaceae.
AUGCAGCAAAUGGACAACCCAGGUGGAGAGAAUCAGUACGGCGAUCAUGAGACCCAGGAAGCACUCACCUUUGACCGAGUUCAAGGCAUGCCAUACCUUCAGAUGGUUGUCAAAGAAGGCUUGCGAAUGCACCCUGCCACAGGCUUGCCAAUGUGGCGGGACGUCCCAGAAGGUUCGACUCUGGGCCUCAACGCGUGGAUAGCACAUCGCAAUACUUCGAUAUUCGGUCAGGAUGCUGCAAGGUUCCAACCAGAGCGAUGGGACCCUGAGGUGACGCCCAAGUCGGAGCUCGCCCGCAUGGAAGGGUAUUAUAUUCCGUUUGGAGCUGGCACGCGAACCUGCAUUGGCAAGAAUAUUUCCAUCAUGGAAAUCUGCAAGCUGAUUCCGAUGCUCGUGCAACGAUAUGACUUCGAGAUCGUGCCAUCUCCCCCAUCAAAACCUGGCAAAGGGGGCUCACAACUUGUGACGAAUAAUUUGUGGUUCGUCAAGCCCAUGAAUGUAUCAGUCAGGGUUCGACGGGCGAGGAAAACUUUUGGCGACGCGAAACCUUCCUGA